Messenger RNA from Aspergillus calidoustus, 1083 nucleotides. NCBI's taxonomy places the organism in Eukaryota, Fungi, Ascomycota, Eurotiomycetes, Eurotiales, Aspergillaceae. The record is from the annotation of a GenBank genome assembly.
AUGAGCUCUCAGACGACAACAGCUCAGAACCCCUCGUUCGUCCUCCAGGGAAUCCACAAGGUCACAUACGAGGACCGCCCUGUCCCGAAGCUUGAAAGCCAGCAUGAUGUUAUUGUGAACGUCAAAUACACUGGUAUCUGUGGAAGUGAUGUCCACUACUGGGAACAUGGUGCGAUUGGACAAUUCGUGGUAAAGGAGCCCAUGGUCUUGGGGCACGAAUCCUCAGGGGUGGUUAGCCAGGUUGGCUCGUCCGUCACCAAUCUCAAAGUUGGUGACCGCGUUGCAAUGGAGCCUGGCAUCCCCUGUCGCCGGUGCGAGCCUUGCAAGGCCGGCAAGUACAAUCUUUGUGAGCAGAUGGCGUUUGCAGCCACACCGCCGUACGACGGCACCCUCGCCAAAUACUAUGUGCUGCCUGAAGAUUUCUGCUACAAGCUGCCAGAGUCGAUCAGCCUUCCGGAAGGUGCACUGAUGGAACCCCUUGGUGUCGCCGUGCACAUCGUGCGACAGGCCAGUGUCACCCCGGGCCAGACAGUCGUUGUCUUUGGUGCUGGGCCCGUCGGGCUCCUUUGCUGUGCCGUCGCCAAAGCCUUUGGGGCAACAAAGAUCAUUGCUGUCGAUAUCCAAAAGCCAAGACUAGACUUUGCAAAGAAGUUUGCUGCGACAUCCAUAUUCGAGCCUUCUAAGGUUGCAGCCACAGAGAACGCAGCCCGGAUAAUCGAAGAGAACGACCUAGGCCGAGGUGCCGAUGUCGCCAUUGAUGCUUCAGGCGUUGAGCCGUCGGUUCACACAGGUAUCCACGUCCUCCGACCUGGUGGCACUUAUGUCCAGGGCGGAAUGGGCCGGAGCGAGAUGAACUUCCCCAUCAUGGCAGCCUGCACAAAAGAGUUGAACCUUAAGGGCAGUUUCCGCUAUGGCAGUGGCGAUUAUAAACUGGCCGUUCAGCUCGUGGCAUCUGGUCAGAUCAAUGUGAAGGAGUUGAUUUCUGGCACAGUCAAGUUUGAAGAUGCUGAACAGGCUUUCAAGGACGUCAAAUCUGGAAAGGGUAUCAAGACGCUUAUCGCCGGUCCGGACGUUUCCGUUUGA